AUGGACUUCGAGCCACUCCCCUCCGCCGCCGGCGACGCCACCGCCGACGAGACUCCUCCCGGUCGCGCCGUCUGCAGCUCCGGCUGCGGCCGCCCGUCCACCGUCUGCCUCUGCCCAUACCUUCCCGCCACCCCGCUCCCCACCUCCACCACCGUCGUCGUCCUCCACCACCCGCACGCCCUCCGCCGCAACCCGCUCUCCACCCUCCCCCUCCUCGCCCGCUCCCUCUCCAACCUCCGCCUCAUCCCCGGCCGCCGCCUCCUCCCUUCCUCCGGCCCCCUCAUCCCGAACCCCGUCCUCCUGCUCUUCCCUUCGCCGGGCGCCGCCGACCUCGCUUCCUGGUGCCGAUCCACGCCUCCCGCGGCGCGCGCCAACCCGACGCUGCUACUGCUCGAUGGGACAUGGAAGCAGGCCAAGGAGAUGCACGCCGCCAGCCUCCCGUUCCUGUCCUCCUUCGCCGUCCCCGUCUCGCUGCCCGUCGACUGCGGCGUUGACGGCGACAGCAUGUUCGAGGGGAAGCUUGUGGUGAAGAAGGAGCCGCACAAGGGGUGCGUGAGCACUAUGGAGGCCGUCGCGAGGGCUCUGCGGCUGCUGGAGCCGGAGGGGAGGGGAGCAGAGAUCGAGGAGACGAUGGUGGGGGUGCUCAGGGCGAUGGUUGCCUUCCAGGCUGAGCAUUUGCAGCAUCGGCCGAUGAAACCGAGGGUGAAGAUGAGGAAGAAGAAGGAUAUCAAGAGGGAGGAAGAGAUGAAGAGGGAUGCCAGAUUGGAAUGA
This is a messenger RNA of Oryza sativa Japonica Group (Japanese rice), 771 nucleotides long. The record is from RefSeq and is a predicted model, not a curated record. Lineage: Eukaryota; Viridiplantae; Streptophyta; Magnoliopsida; Poales; Poaceae.